Molecule: messenger RNA, 1755 nt
Organism: Mollisia scopiformis
Lineage: Eukaryota; Fungi; Ascomycota; Leotiomycetes; Helotiales; Mollisiaceae
Exons: 6
Coding region: 1-1728 (575 amino acids)
Biological process (GO): regulation of DNA-templated transcription
Source: RefSeq, a predicted model, not a curated record
AUGUCUUUUGGCUUCUCAGUUGGAGACUUUCUCGCCGUGGGAACGCUUGUCGCAGAUAUCACCAAAAGCUUACGCGAGGCUGGUGGGUCGAAGUCCGAGUAUCAAGAGCUGCUUCGAGAGCUCGAGUCCCUCAAUCAUGCGUUGAAGCACCUUGAUAGAUUGCCUAAAAAUGCAGCGUCUGCGAAUCUUGAGUCGAUAAAGAAGACCGCGGAUAAAGUACUGUGGGCAUUUGGGGAGAAGGACGAUAUAAGGAAGCUGCAGAGCUACCUGAGUAUACAUAUAGGGACGAUCAAUAUGCUACUUGCAGAGUAUGGAUUGGAGAAAAUGGAACUUGUAUAUGAGAAGGGGGAGCUGGAACGACUGCACAUUCGAGAAAGGUUGGAAAACACCAAGUCUCUGAUGCAAUGGAUCAAAGAUAGCGUGGUAGCGCAGACUGCUGCUGUCCACAAUGCCAAUUCCAUGCUCACGAAGCUGUUCGCAAUGGUUAGUGGAGAGAUCGGUUCUUCAAUGAAAUCUCUGGGCGAGAUGGUCGCGAAAGUUUGUGUUUCAACACAACAGAUUUACGGCGUCGUCCUCGAGAUUAGAGAAUCUCUAGCUACUCCUGAUGCCAAAUGGACCUUCUUCCAAGCCCCGCUUAUCGUGGAAGAUGCCCUUGGCUUAAAAUUUCCAGUCCCCUCAGAGUACGACUUCGGGCUCCUCAAUGCAAUCAUUAAGCAUCGAUUUCUAGACGGGCCGGGUUCUGUGGAAGUCCAAACAGAUAAUUAUGAACUAUUUAGUGCCAAGAACAGUCAGGUUGUCAUUUCGGAGAACGUGCGGCUACUGCCUGGAGCUUCUAUUAUUAUGGCAAUAUUGUUAUACAAGCCGGCGAGCAAAGUAUACACUGAUGAGACGUGCCCAAUGCCGAGGUGCGGCUCAACUCUAACAACAGCAGCACCGGGAGGUGGACGUAUCUGCAAACGUUGCAAUGUUUGGUUUGACCAGUCGAGCAAGAAGCGGAAGCUUGAUUUAUUUCUGUAUGAUAUUGAUAUACGAGACGGUGCUACCAGCAAAGAUUUAUCCAAGUCCAACAAUCCAGGAGGCCGGACGAAGAGCGCCUCUGACUCUGAAGAGAGCCUCGACUUCUUCAGAAACGUAAAGUUGGCAGAGGAGAUACUCCAAGAACUAAAUCCUGUCAUCAUUCCUGCCGACGACAAACCUAUCAGAGAUGGUCGAGGGCCUGCUGAGUUCAAUGAUGCUAUAUCAUUCGUGAACAAGAUCAAGAGCCGAUAUCAAGACAAACCUGAGAUUUAUAGGGAAUUUCUCGACAUACUGCAAACUUAUCAACGAGAAUCGUUACCUAUUCAAGAAGUUUAUGCCCUACUGACAGAUUUGUUUGCGGCUGCACCAGACUUGUUGGAAGAUUUCAAAAUGUUCCUUCCAGAAUCUGCUGAGCAGGCACGUUUACCCGCUCAGCAAAACCCUCCCAAUCUCGAGAGGUACGAAGUGGACGAAAUGGUCGAACAGCUAUCCCAAGUCGGUGACCGGGCACGAAAACGCUUAAGACGAGAGCGGGACUACGAUAACGUUGAAAAUGACCCUGACUAUGAAAAUGACGGUGACGGCGAAAAGGAAUAUGACAGUGAAGAUGACGAUGACGAAGAAGUUUUGAAAGGCCGUACUGGAAAAGUGGUAAAAUGGAUCCCCACUGUAGUGCCUUGUGAUGCAGGUGAUAGCAGCUUUGGAAUGUAAUGAAUGUGCUGUAAAGUAUGAACCGUU